Cydia fagiglandana is the source of this 905-nucleotide messenger RNA. RefSeq lists its product as uncharacterized. Gene Ontology annotation, cellular component: nucleus; transcription regulator complex. The coding region runs from base 82 to 855 and encodes 257 amino acids. The record is from RefSeq and is a predicted model, not a curated record. The transcript has 4 exons. Gene Ontology annotation, molecular function: DNA binding. NCBI's taxonomy places the organism in Eukaryota, Metazoa, Arthropoda, Insecta, Lepidoptera, Tortricidae. Gene Ontology annotation, biological process: regulation of transcription by RNA polymerase II.
GCGUGGUUAGCCAGUGUUGAUCGAGUAGGGUAAGGGGCCACAUUGCACGAGGAUACGACGUUGGAUUACCAGAUUUAUAAGAUGGAGAGCCCGAACUUCGUACUAGGUUUCGUAAAGAUCGUCGAGAAGCAUCCAGUGCUCUACGACCAAAAGCUACCCCAUCGCACCCCGCAUCUCUGCAGCAUAACGUGGGAAAAAGUAGCAGAGGAAGUCAGGAAUGAGUUGAAAGAAGAUUGUGCAGUUGAAGAUUUAAAGGCGAAAUGGAAAGGAAUACGUUCAUCUUACGCUAGAUUUAAAAGGAAGAUUGAAAAAUGCAAAGACAUCGGUACAAAGCAAUACUAUCUCUACGAUUCACUAACUUUUCUGUAUCCGCACACAAAACAUAGAGCAACGUCACUUCCCGGAGCGCUUGAUGAUUAUCAAGGCAGCGAUGAAGAUUGGGAUUCUGAAUUAUCGAUGCAGAUGUUGAACGAAGAUCCCAAUGACAAUAAACACUUUUGCCUCAAUCCCAGCAACUCUAUAUCUAUGCCAGUGUGCAUAGGCAAUAACCUUGUACUUAACUCGUCAGUAAAAAUAGAACCGAUAGACGAAGAUCAGCUCGUGGACACUACAGACAACGAUGACAACCAACUACGUACAGAAAAACAUGAAUUAAAACGGAAAGAACCCAUGGAUAUCUUUGAAGCUACCGCUGCAAAAGUACAAAAGACUGAAGAGAACGCCGAUUUGCAAUUCUUCAAGAGUAUAUUGCCUGAUAUUGAUCACUUCACAAAUUCUGAAAAGAGGAAAUUCAAGAUGGGUGUGCUGAAAUUAAUAGAUGACAUUGAAAAUAACCGACAAGGUCAGGAUGUAUGAUGUAGUAUAACUAUUAAGUAGGUAUUGAAAUUGCACGGAUUACUUAAGUA